Messenger RNA from Penicilliopsis zonata CBS 506.65, 3801 nucleotides. RefSeq lists its product as hypothetical. The record is from RefSeq and is a predicted model, not a curated record. The transcript is spliced from 3 exons. NCBI's taxonomy places the organism in Eukaryota, Fungi, Ascomycota, Eurotiomycetes, Eurotiales, Aspergillaceae. Bases 154 to 3756 code for a protein of 1200 amino acids.
AAAAAAAAAAAAAAAAUUAAGAGAAAGAGGAGGAAAUAAUAACAGAGGGAAUCUCAGAUCGCGCGCUGGAGAAGUCAAGUGGGCAAUGGUGAUAGCGUGAUCGUCGUACCAACAUCAACAACUUCAGUCCCGCCAGCAGACGCCGUUCUUAUCAUGCCUGCUGAUGAUAUGCUGGCCUAUGUGGCCCCUGAGCGCAAGGCGUUCAAAAGACCGCAUUGGCGAGACAAGCUCUUCUCCAAGGAUAAGAACCACCUGGUUUCCGCCGACCAGCAGGUCGAAGCCUUUCUAGGCGCCUCGCGCCCCCAGCCUGUUGAGCACCACGUCGCUGCUACGACUCCGCGCGGUCUACCCAUGACUACCCGCCUCGAGGUCUCGGCGCCCGAUCGAUUGCCAUCGACCCACGAUGUCACCGGCACCUCGCCUCGCUCGAAUCCCUCCUCGGCUACAGAUGCCUUCCCGCCCGUUUCCUUUCACACGACAAGUCCCAAGAAAGCCCGGCCGCGCAAGCAUCUGCGCGUCAAAUUCAGUACCAGGGAACCCGCGGUCAUGGGUGAGGGCGGCGAUGAGUGCGAGAUUCCGACUCGCGACAUGCGCAAGGCGAACCAGGCCCGUUCGCAAGACCACCCCGCCGCCCCUCCCUCCCAGCUCGCCCGCCCAGAGGCUCCCGAGACCACCGAUCCUGCUGCUCGGCCCACGGACUUGCGAGUUGACACCUCGUUUGGAGAUCGCGAUCGUCACCGGGCUGCCCCCCCGGAACUGCUCAAAGGUGGGCCCAAGCUGGACUCUGGCCACCCGUUGUUGAUCAACAGCCCCCAGGAUGCCGAUUUCCUCAUGGCGCUGAAUCUGGGAGACGCCGGCUCCCGCCUGUCCUUCCGCGCCUCGCCCGAAUCCAACUCGUUUGCUCAGCGUGUCCGGGCCAAGAUGCAGGCCGAAGAGGGCCAGGCCUUGCACAAUCGAUACCACGGAGAGCCGCCAUCGCCUGCCAACGAAAACCCACAACCACAACCACAUCCACCUCUGGCGUCAAACUCCCCCCCGGCAGCGUCGUAUAGCCCGUAUGCAGUCUCACCAGUUGGCCGGCCAGAGACCGGCCUCUCCUCGACGACCAACACCCUCCGGUCCCCGCCCAGUCCCCUCAUGCGGAAACCAAGCGGCGAUGCCAGCCCCAUCGAUCCCAAUCUCCCCGCGAACCUGACCCCAGGAGGAGGCUUGGCCCAGCACCACAAGUCUCCACCACGUUAUCGAGCCAUGCCGCAGGACCAUGGCGCCGCCGACCGGCCGCCGCCGAGUAGGGACGGCCGUGAUGUCCGCGACGUUUCUCGGAGCCCGCAACCACCCCCCCCACAGACGAACUCUCAACCACCGAAAAUCUCCCUACGCUCGAUUGCCAACCAGUUUGGAGACACGGCCUUUGUGGAAUUCAAAAGCCAUAUUGAACGCUACGAGUCCCUCUUCCAGUUGGCUGCGGAGACGAGCAAGCCCCUGGCGGAAACGUCGCUGGCAGAAUGGAUCCGGGCGGCGGCAUGGUGGUUCCUGCGUGGCAAGACUCGAUUGGAAGCGUAUGCGCGCUCCCGGCCCCCCAGCGCAGGCGCAGGCCGACGGGCCGCGUCCGAGAGCGCCAAGCAGGCCGUCCUUGACCUGGGCAAAUCCCUGUGGAUCAAUGAACAACUGGUGCCCCAACACCGGGAGCUGAGCAGGUACGGGGCAAUGGGCGUGGAUGCGUUGCUGGCCGUGGCCAACACGACCGGAGACAAGCCGUUGGCCGAUCUGUUGGGCCUCCACCAGGGGAUGAUGAAUCAUCUCCGCUCCCUGGCUAUGUCGAUCAAGCGCAACAAUAUCCUGGGCACGCUCUCGCCCACCCAGGACUCCGCUCCGGACCACCACACCGACACCAGCAUCUGGAUGCAGUAUCCUUCCUUUGCGCCCGAUGUCUCGGCCGUGCUGUCCGGGGCUGCGACGCGGUCCAUGCUGGUCGAUCGAUCCGGCCGGGCGCCGACGACCGUGCAGAUGAUGCCGCUGGGCGACAAUAGCCGCUAUUUCAGCUACGGAAGCAUGUUCGUCGACGUCUACGUCAGCUCCGAGGAGGACGACUCGCGCCAGUACUCCAUGCCCUGUGUCCUGUCCAUCAUCCGGGACCGUGCCGACUGGUACGUCCUGGCGGGCAUCAGCAGCCAAAGCGAGCUGGUCAAUGUGAUGAUCCAGGGCGACCGCAAGCAAGGGCCCACCUGGGACGACGUGGAGUGGCAGGUGAGGACGCAUUCGAUGCGGGUCAAGCUGCCGCGAGGAUUCGAACUCAACGUCGAGUUCCAAGAAGAGGAUUUCAAGAUCAUCUGGAACAUCGUCAAGUACACCCUGAAGACGGAAGCCAGUCUCCAUCCCGAAGCCGGCGAAUCGGUCGUUUUCGAGAACACCAUCAAGGUCUUCCAGUACAUGGAUCCCGCGCCGCAAAAGGCCUUCCCCCCGGAACCCAGUGAAAAGUGCCGGCUCCGACUGUUUGAACGUUCGGUGACGGUCACCGAGGGGACAGGCACCCGAAGCAUGCACCAGGGGUUUCGGCUCUCGGUCGUGACCCACCCCAAAGUCAAGACGUUGAGCAGCGUCCGCCAUCUGCUGGGAUACGGCGCGCCAAUUGUGUUUGGGCUCCUCCGGGGCGAGAAUGGCGCGCCCGCCUUGCUGCUGAAAGUCACCGAAGAUGGUCGCACCCGUUCCAUGCUGCUCACUUUCGACGAAGUCAAGGACCGAACCACCAUGCACUCCCUCCUGCUGGGCCUGGUGACCCGCGAGCGAGAGUUGAAGAUCCCCGACAUUCCCGUGCAAUCGUUCAAGAUCGAGCAGCCGGCUAGCAAGGCCAACGGCUCGUCGCCCCCCGCGGUCUCGCACAUCCAGUUUCCCGCCGGCCAUGCUUUGGUCAUUGACCAGGAUCAUGUGUUUGUCGAGCAUGGCUACGGUCCCACGGUGCUUUCAGAGCAUCUGCGGGUCAUCGUUUCCACCGAGUGGGGGUCUGUGACAGAUCGGAUCAAUCUAGGCCCUGGUGAAUUGAAGCUCCGGUUGGAUGUUCAUAAACAGACUGGCUUGAGCCUCUAUCGCCCUGGACAGCAGGAUCUCACGGUUUCCGUGGCCGAUAACCUCAUCCGCAAGGAGAUGCCCGACACGUUGACCAAAUUUCUCCAGACGGCCAAGACACAGCCAAUGGUUCGACGAUUCGAAUUCGCCAAUAUGCAGGGUCUUCAUGCCUUUGAAGAAGCCGUCACUGGCUUCAAAGUCUUAUUCGACGGGGUCGCCUCUUCAUUCACCAUCUCGCGGCGGCGAAUGGUCGUCCCCAUCUACAAGAAGUGGGAGGCCACUCUGGCUCGAAUCCAGGUGGUGCGGCAAGACACCGUCAUCCAGCUGCUGGCCUUCUUUGGAGACUUUAGCCACGGAAGCUGCCUGAACUUUGUCCUCAAGAGCACCGACCACAUGGAAAGCUUCAGUCGCUCCGGCAAGUUUGGCAUCCGCAUCGUGGACGCCAAAUUCGCCUUGCCAAAGACCGACGACGAUCCCUCGGCCGACUUUGUCUGCCUCGAUAUGCCCGAGUAUCCCAUUGAGCACGACGACAUUGCCAUUGCCUUUGAUGCCGAAGCCGGUACGUCCUUACUCUCUCCUCUCUUCUGUUCCCACCACUGCUCACGUCUCACUUGUCUAGAUCGGCGGAACUUCCAGGCGGCCUUGCCCAGCUCGGUGAGGGAACCGUCGCGCAUGGGCUCGCUUCGCCGCUAGUCCAACCUCCUACUGUUUACUUUACUUUCCUUCAACUCCCUCUGC